AUCAGCAUCAACGUCAUCACAGGUCAGUCCCAUGUCCCCCUACACCAGUCUCUAUCAGCAUCAACGUCAUCACAGGUCAGUCCCCUGUCCCCCUACACCAGUCUCUAUCAGCAUCAACGUCAUCACAGGUCAGUCCCCUGUCCCCCUACACCAGUCUCUAUCAGCAUCAACGUCAUCACAGGUCAGUCCCCUGUCCCCCUACACCAGUCUCUAUCAGCAUCAACGUCAUCACAGGUCAGUCCCCUGUCCCCCUACACCAGUCUCUAUCAGCAUCAACGUCAUCACAGGUCAGUCCCCUGUCCCCCUACACCAGUCUCUAUCAGCAUCAACGUCAUCACAGGUCAGUCCCCUGUCCCCCUACACCAGUCUCUAUCAGCAUCAACGUCAUCACAGGUCAGUCCCCUGUCCCCCUACACCAGUCUCUAUCAGCAUCAACGUCAUCACAGGUCAGUCCCCUGUCCCCCAACACCAGUCUCUAUCAGCAUCAACGUCUUCACAGGUCAGUCCCCUGUCCCCCUACACCAGUCUCUAUCAGCAUCAACGUCUUCACAGGUCAGUCCCCUGUCCCCCUACACCAGUCUCUAUCAGCAUCAACGUCAUCACAGGUCAGUCCCAUGUCCCCCUACACCAGUCUCUAUUAGCAUCAACGUCAUCACAGGUCAGUCCCCUGUCCCCCUACACCAGUCUCUAUCAGCAUCAACGUCAUCACAGGUCAGUCCCCUGUCCCCCUACACCAGUCUCUAUCAGCAUCAACGUCAUCACAGGUCAGUCCCCUGUCCCCCUACACCAGUCUCUAUCAGCAUCAACGUCAUCAUAGGUCACUCCCCUGUCCCCCUACACCAGUCUCUAUCAGCAUCAACGUCAUCACAGGUCAGUCCCCUGUCCCCCUACACCAGUCUCUAUCAGCAUCAACGUCAUCACAGGUCAGUCCCCUGUCCCCCUACACCAGUCUCUAUCAGCAUCAACGUCAUCACAGGUCAGUCCCCUGUCCCCCAACACCAGUCUCUAUCAGCAUCAACGUCUUCACAGGUCAGUCCCCUGUCCCCCUACACCAGUCUCUAUCAGCAUCAACGUCUUCACAGGUCAGUCCCCUGUCCCCCUACACCAGUCUCU
This is a messenger RNA of Oncorhynchus keta (chum salmon), 1113 nucleotides long. RefSeq lists its product as uncharacterized. Lineage: Eukaryota; Metazoa; Chordata; Actinopteri; Salmoniformes; Salmonidae. Bases 32 to 817 code for a protein of 261 amino acids. The record is from RefSeq and is a predicted model, not a curated record. The transcript has 4 exons.